ACAUUCACAUAAUCUCCUGCAGGAGGUGUAUGAACGGCAAAAAGAGUUAAUUUUACUUGGGGAGAGGGUUGUUCUCGCAACUCUUGGUUUUGAUCUUAACGUGCACCAUCCCUACAAACCCCUCGUUGAGGCAAUUAAAAAAUUCAAAGUUGCUCAAAAUGCCUUGGCUCAAGUAGCUUGGAAUUUCGUCAAUGAUGGAUUGCGGACAUCUCUUUGCUUGCAAUUUAAGCCUCACCAUAUUGCGGCUGGUGCCAUUUUCCUUGCUGCCAAAUUUCUCAAAGUUAAACUCCCAUCAGAUGGGGAAAAGGUGUGGUGGCAAGAGUUUGAUGUCACCCCACGGCAAUUGGAGGAAGUCAGCAACCAAAUGUUAGAGCUUUAUGAACAGAAUCGAUUGCCUUCUGGUGAAGCUGAUGGAAGCAUUGGAGGUGGUCCUUCCAAUCAAACCUCAAUAAAAGCUCCCUCGAACAGCGAAGAACGUGCUGUAGCGGACAAUCAUGCACUUGGUGCGGGUCUUGCUACUUCAAGACUUGGAACCUCAAAAGCUAGUUCAUCUAGGCCAGCUUCUGAACACUCAUUUGCAGGUGACCAGCCAUCGAGAGCAAUGCGGAAUCAUAGUAUCGAAAGUUCGAAUGUAGAUUUUAGAAACCCUUCCAAUCACAAUACAGGUAGUGAAUCUAAGGUUAGACAGGAGAUGGAGACAUCGGCUUUCCAUGACAAGGGAAAUGCUCAAAACUCGCUAAGGCAUCAGUCUGAGGGAUUGGUUGGGCAAGACCAUGGAAAUGAUAUGAAAUCAAAGGAAACAACAAGGGAUUCAAUGGAACUGAAAGACAAACAUGUAAUUCGAAAUACAGAUCUUAGAGAAGGUACACUCGGUAAAUCUCAGGACGCUAUCAAAAAGAUCGACAAGGACAAAGUAAAGGCUGCACUCGAAAAACGAAGGAAGUCUCUCGGCAGCAUGACCCAGAAAAAAGAAUUAAUGGAUGAAGAUGAUCUGAUUGAAAGGGAGUUGGAAGCUGGUGUUGAGAUGGCUGCUGGGAGUGAGAAAAACAAGCGAGAACAGAGGCAAAGUUGGAGUAAGUCAUCGAAUAAACAAGAAUAUGAUGAUUCAUAUCAAGACAGUCAUUGAGAGGACGAUGAAGAUGAGUAUCCUCAAGGAAGGUGACAGUCUCAUAUGAUAUAGAUUCUAGCAAAAUGGAAGAAGGGGAGUUCACAAAUGCUCACCAUGCUGGCUAUGAACAUCAAGAUUCCCCAAAGUUGAACAGUUGUAAGAAGAGACAGGGAGCUCACAGGAUAAAACUCUUGAAGAGAAAACCAAGUCCGAGUCGUGUCAGGUAGUUGCAGCUGGUCGAACAGAGACGGACCAUGAGAAUCGUAGAAUCAUGUUCGACAAGUUUCACCAGAGGUAGUAGUCAUUGCUGGAAUCACUCGUUGUCCGAGAUCAGUUUAAGGGCUAUGCUCUCCGGUCGCGGGACUUGAUGAACAUAUAUACUCUAUUGAGGGGCUCUCUUUGAUGUCAGCACAAGAAUGUGAUGAUUAAUUGUUACUUUUAAACAAAUUAGCAUCGUUAGAUUUGGCUGAUUAUAAUUCUGUUCGAUAGAAGUUUUUAUUUUUUCAGAACGUAUCAAUUCUUCUUCUGACGAUCGAUUCGAUUUGAGAUGGUUAUAUUUUAUCUCUUCAACAAAUUUUGUAACAUGGUUGGGAUCUUUUUUCUCAUGUAUUUUGGAAAGUUAGAACCUAUGAACGAUCCUACCUACUCCAAUUUCAAUGCAUGAAUUUGAAAAUCAGAUCAAACCAAUAACAAAAGGGAGCGCGGCAAUUAUGGAAUCGAAUCUUUCUCGUUUUGUUUCUUUGUUGAGAAUUUGCGUGUUUGAGAGAGAUCGAGUAUGUCGCAGAGCAAUGGGCCUGAUUUCAACCUACCUGAUGAGAUUUUGGCGGUGAUUCCAACGGAUCCAUACGAUCAGCUCGAUCUUGCGCGAAAAAUCACCUCCAUGGCGAUUGCCUCUCGUGUGUCGAAUCUUGAAGCAGACAUGGUAAGGAUGAAGCAAAAGCUUAACGAGAAGGAAAUAACCAUCUACGACCUGCAGAAGAAGUUGUCUCACCUGGAGCACGCGAACCAGGAAGCUGAAUCUAGGUUGAAGAUCGCGCUUGAUGAUAAUACGAGGCUUUCCAUGGAAAGGGAUGCACUAUCAAUGACUUCAAAGAAACUUGGACGUGAUUUGGCAAAGCUGGAGACGUUUAAGCGACAACUUAUGCUAUCAUUGAAUGAUGAAUCCUCUCAAACAGAAACUGUUGAUAUUGGGACCUGUGAUCAAGCAGUUCCUAAAGCAUAUACUGACAAGGAUGAGGUAACUGAUGGACACGCCACGCGUUCUUUCGGUGGUUCUACGGAGACGAGAAACACAAUAGAUGAAGGAAAACAUCUUGGACAAAGAUUUUCAUCGCUGCAUAUCACCCCAAGGUUCACUCCAUCUGCGACUCCAAAAACUAUUUCAAAGAGUGUAUCCCCCAGAGGGUAUUCCUCCGUUGCUUCGCCACAGAUAACAUCUGGUUCAACUUCUCCAACAAAACUCUCAUAUGAUGGACGAAUCGCACUAUCUCCGUGGUACCCGUCAAGCCAGCAGUCUUCAGCAGCAAGUUCUCCUCCUCGUUCUCGUCCAUUGGCCGGUCGCGCUGCUCGAGUUGAUGGCAAGGAAUUUUUCCGCCUUGCCAGGAGUCGUCUGUCAUACGAGCAGUUUAGUGCCUUCCUUUCAAACAUAAAAGAACUCAAUUCUCAAAAGCAGACUAGAGAGGAAACUUUAAGAAAAGCAGAAGAGAUAUUUGGGACAGAUAACAAAGAUCUUUUUCUGUCAUUUCAAGGAUUGCUUAACCGCAAUAUUCACUAGGCCUCUCUCUAGUAGAUAUUGUUUACAAUCACACAUGAUCUCUCCUAGUAGAUUAUUAGAGAGAAAAAUCACAAUGUUUGUUCUCAACGGCUGCUUGCUCGCUCUGAAGACGUAUGUAUGCUAGUAGAUAUUGUUUACAAUCACACAUGAUCUCUCCUAAUAGAUUAUUAGAGAGAAAAUUCACAAUGUUUGUUCUCAACGGCUGCUUGCUCGCUCCAAAGACGUAUGUAUGCUGCAAGCAGGCUCACACUCACGAUGUUUUUGUAAAAUAUCAAACCUCUUGUAGUUGAAACUUCUUUUUCUAUGGAAAUAUUGACUUUGGUUUUUAGAAAAGUGAAAGAAACAAAGAAAAAAAAAAGAAAGGAAAUGGAAAAACCUGUCGAGUUAUGUACCUC
This is a messenger RNA of Cucurbita pepo subsp. pepo (vegetable marrow), 3277 nucleotides long. NCBI's taxonomy places the organism in Eukaryota, Viridiplantae, Streptophyta, Magnoliopsida, Cucurbitales, Cucurbitaceae. The record is from RefSeq and is a predicted model, not a curated record.